Nannospalax galili (Upper Galilee mountains blind mole rat) is the source of this 552-nucleotide messenger RNA. It is a transcript of the gene Bcl2l10, whose product is annotated as BCL2 like 10. Lineage: Eukaryota; Metazoa; Chordata; Mammalia; Rodentia; Spalacidae. Gene Ontology annotation, molecular function: protein heterodimerization activity; protein homodimerization activity. Gene Ontology annotation, cellular component: mitochondrial outer membrane. The record is from RefSeq and is a predicted model, not a curated record. Bases 1 to 552 code for a protein of 183 amino acids. Gene Ontology annotation, biological process: intrinsic apoptotic signaling pathway in response to DNA damage; extrinsic apoptotic signaling pathway in absence of ligand; regulation of apoptotic process. The transcript has 2 exons.
AUGGCAGAUCCCCUGCGGGAGCGCACCCGGCAGCUGCUGAUAGACUACCUGCUGUUCUGCGCACGGGAACCAGGCACCCGGGAGCUGCCACCGAGCUCCAGCGAGGCCGCCGUGCUGCGCUCGGUAGCGGCACAGACCCUGCAGCUCCACCAGCCCUUCUUCUCCUCCUUCCGCGGCUACCAGGGCAACAGUCUGGAGCUGCUGUCACAGAUGGCGGAUGUCGUGUUGUCCGACCAGCAAAGCCUCAACUGGGGCAGAGUGGUAGUGCUUGUGGCCUUCGCUGGCAUGCUCCUGGAUCAAAGCCCUUGUAAGAAUACCAAGGGGAGGAAUAGGCUCCAUGUGCUCCGGGACUGCCUUUACAUGGUGGACCUCCUAUGUACUCGCCUCACUGGACGGCACCGUGCUUGGCUGGAAGCUCAGGAUGACUGGGAUGGCUUUUGCCGCUUCUUCAGAAGACCCUUCCCACUGAGUUUUUGGAGGAGACUGCUGCUCCAGAUGUUUUUAUCAUGCUUCUUUGCAAUAGGCAUACUAUAUUUGUGGAAACGAUUAUAA